UUCCAAUAGGUAGCUCAGGUCAGCUGCUAAUCCAUCACAUUGCCAGAUAGCGUACAAAAGUCAAACGAUUGUAAAUUUGAUUUUUCUGAUCAUUGAAUGAGAAAAGUCGAAAAAUCAGAAGAGAAAAGUCAUGCUUAUCUUAUCUCAAUCAAUUUUCAAUUUUAUCUGUCCAAUCCCAAUUGUUUGUCACCAAAAGUCCUGCUUAUAAUUAUUUUUUACUAAGGUGAGUGGAAUAAACAGGAGAGUUUGGCGCGUGGAAGGAAUCCCAAAAAACAAUUCUAAAAAAUUCUGCAAUCGUGGAAACAGUUUUAGUGGAGAGUCUUUCUUUCUCAGUGAAAGUUGUUUUUCCACACGAAGCAUAAAUUUUUUUACAUAAUUCUCUGUUAUAUAUAUAUUUUUUGUUUUGAAUUUUCAAUUGGAAUUCUGGGAUUUGUUUCCAAUUAAAUUUGCAAUCAACAGCACAUGGGUUAUUUAGAGUUUGUCACAAAAAGCGUUCUUUGAUUAGAAGUUUGCCAUUAAGAUUAUCCACCGCAACUAUUCGAGGAGUGGAAACUUAGGUUGAGUUCUUGAUAUGGAAUUAUAGAACGACAAUUGAAUUGAGUCAGUGGGAAGGUUUUUGAACUUGAUUUUCUCACCUGUUGGUGGUGUGGGAUUAUAAUGUACCAAGUACCGGUAGUUUUAUAUGGGCAGUGGACAUAAGUAAAGGAAUGGGAGGUUGCUGCUGUUGCUUUUCUAAAGGAGUUGAAAUAAAUAAUGCACCACCAUACUAUUAUUACCCCAGAGCCUCAGAUGAGCAUGGGCCUUUAUCUUCUCACAGUGGUGCUGCCUCUGCCUUCUCCACUGGACUCCUGGUUGACACAAAUCUGCAGGUAUCAUUUCCUGAUGCUUUUAGACCUCCUCCUCCUCCAAUACCAUUUGAUGCAGUUUUAGGACCUCCUCAAACUCCUUCAGUAGCCCAAGGAAUUCAUAACAGUAAGAGUGAUGAGGUAGUGCAAACGACAAAUGUUGAUUCCAGUCAAGAAACGGUUGGUGUCAACAUUCGAGAGACUUCUAUAAAAUCUGAGGACACUAAGGAACCCGACUGCAAAACACAAUUCAGUACUGAAAUUGAGUCACCAAAGGGGCUAGAAGUUGAACUUUCAAAACAAGUUGAAUCAAUUGUGUCUAUAAAGGAGGAGGAGGAUGUUUGUCCAACCUGUUUGGAAGAGUAUGAUGCAGAAAAUCCAAAAAUUAUCACAAAUUGUGAGCAUCAUUUUCACCUUGCAUGUAUUCUUGAAUGGAUGGAAAGAAGUGACACAUGUCCUGUGUGUGAUAAGGAAAUGAUUUUUGACCUACCCGCUGAUUAGUUUACUGGUGGUGGACUCAGCUUUAGCUGCUUGAAAUUAAGUUUGUUGCAGAGGUUGCAGCUUACCGAAACAUCAGAAUUUCAGUUUUUACUUUUUCUCGCACUCAUCACCCCGAAUAUUUAGUGGCUACUGCAGAGUUGGCUAUAGUUUGGUUUUGGAUUUCUUUCUCUUUUUUUCCUUCUUUUUUUGGGGAGUCAUACUCAUGCCUAUUGUGAGCGUAGUAUCUUUUUGCUUUUAUAACUUGAAACUUUUGAUACCAUUUCAAAGGUUAAUACUUGAUUUACUGUGCAUUUCCCUCAAUGUUUAGACCAGCAUGUCAUUAGUUUCAACGUUUCUUCAUCAGUAAGCCAGUGCCCGAAGUUGCAUAAAAAGAGGGAAUAAGAAGCUGCCAUGCCGGUUUGUAGUGCCUUCUUUGUCCGGAAAACGUGCUAGUUACCCAAAGCAGCACAUUAACUCUUUUUUCUCCAUAUAUAUUUCUUUCCAUGGGUCUGCAAACUCAGAUCCUGCGAACAGAUGUUUCCUUUACCUCCCUUGGUUAGAUUGCUUCUGCAAAUGGCAUAUGGUUUCACUUAUCUCCAGUUCAUCUUAAUGUGAAAUUGUUUGAUGGUGAUGGAUGUACUAGUUUUGUGAUCAGUUUAUGAAAUCCUUAGAACGACGAGAAUUUUACAUUUGUAGAGAAUCUCCUUUUUAUUUUUAAAAGACAGAAGCAAUAAAUUGAAUAGGCAUUUUGUAUGUCACAUGAUUGAUGUAUAUAAAAAAAUUAUUUUCACAUCAAAAUUUCAUAAUUGUUACAUUUGUAUCAAAACAUAUAUCUUCGUUACUCAAGUACCUCUUGAUCAGGGUUGAAUCUGAAGGGAUGAAAGUGCAUCUGUCUCAUCAUUCAAAGAUGGAGACCAAAUACCUUUCCAUGUUUCAAUGAAGUGCUUGAGAAAUUGAGUAAUGCUACAGUGUCAACAAAAUAAUAUUCAAGCUGAGAAAAUCCUUCUAGGAAGAAAAGAAAGUCAAAGAAACUUGCAUGAAUUUUUCCACCAAACCAAACAACGGUUAAUGUUUAUUAAGAAUUUUUAAGUUUUAAAAUUAUUAAUAUAAUUAAACUAUUGCAUUAUAUACAAAUUUUUAUAAAAAAUUUCAAUAUUAAAUAUUUAAUUGUUUAGAAAAACAUUACACAAAUCCCAAAAUGAAGUGCGAGUUGUUAUAAUUUUUAAUUAAUUUUUACUUUAAUUAUAGGUUAUGGUGACCUAGUUGUUUAAUUACUUUCCAUUUUUAUAAUAACAACCAAUUAAUAUAUUGCUUAGAUUCUUUCUAACUUGCCACGUGAACAAAAAAAUUUCUCAUUUAUCCUGUUUUUUUUCUUGAUUAAGCAUGUAGAUUAAUGUAAACCACCUUAUUAUUUUUAGAUUGGACAAUCAAAUUACUAACAAAUACAACUGAUAAAACAAAAAUAAUACUAACAUACCAUAAAAUAUUAAAAUCGAUAAAAAAAAAAAAAAAGAACAGGAGGUUGGUGUUAAGGUUACAAAUAUAGGCAAAAUAUACCGUCUUCUAGGGUAAAAAAUGAGAAAGUUACUGGAGUUGAUAUUAGAAUUACUGCGGUGACUACCAUCUAUAUAAACUCCUGGAUUCACUCGUUGAUGUCCGAACCACUUUUGGGGUUGCUUUUCUUUGUGAAGAAACCUCAUUUCCUCCUGUUUUUCCUCUUUCAAGAGUCCCAAAGACCAAAAA
This is a messenger RNA of Durio zibethinus, 3068 nucleotides long. RefSeq names its product putative E3 ubiquitin-protein ligase RHB1A. NCBI's taxonomy places the organism in Eukaryota, Viridiplantae, Streptophyta, Magnoliopsida, Malvales, Malvaceae. Gene Ontology annotation, cellular component: cytosol. The record is from RefSeq and is a predicted model, not a curated record. Gene Ontology annotation, molecular function: zinc ion binding; ubiquitin-protein transferase activity.